CUAAGAAACUACAUCCUACCUGUUCCUUUAAAUACAGUACAAACGAUUAUACAAUAUGGGCCACGUUGAUAGAAGAGACUUUUUUUGCAGUUUCGGUAGAAGAUGUACCAUAAUAAUAAACGUGAUGUCGACGCUUUUACUAAGAUUGGUGAUCACAUUUUGCGAUUCAGAAGGAUGGUUCAGACUAGUACUGUUCUUGGAAGCCCUAUUUGGAAGUGCUAAUCUUUACAUGGGACUCGUCAUAAUUUGUGAAAUCGCCAGCAACUCGUGGCGUUCGUGGUUGAGUAUGAUCGUGAUGAGCCCUCGUUUGCUGGCUCUAGUUUGCGUGGUGCCAUUGGCCAACAGCAUGCCAAACUCCGAGACCUUCAACCUGAUCGGCUGUUUAUGCGGAGUUGGUUAUAUCAUCGUAUUGCGAUGGACACCCGAAUCCCCUCAAUGGAUGCUCUACAAUAGAAAGAUAAAAUAUGCAGAACAUGUGUUAUAUCGAGCUGCCCUACAAAAUGAUAUAACUUUCAGCGCUGAGUUCAAAAUAAGGCCAGUUAAUCAAAGAGCGUAUAACUGUUUGGAUGAAACAAUGACAUGUCUGCGAAUAUUUAGUAUACAUAAUGUACGAGUUGUCGUUGUGGUGUCCCUAACAUUUUGGAGCUUAUUCUAUUUCCUAUGGGCCACGCUUUACAUGAAAAUAUUUAGUAAUGGAGUGGGUAUCUCCAUGCUGUUAAAAAUAUUUGGUUUUCUGGCCUUACUAUUUUGUGCCUUUGUCUUCCUGUCGAGUAGGAUAAUAUUGCAAAGAUUUCUGAUGAUAAGCCUCAUGUUAACAGGAAAUAGAGUCUACGAAUUCUUAUCAUCGAUGGCGUUAGCGUCGGGCAUAAUGGUACAUUGUCUGAUAUUGAACAUAACGCCUCGGUUUUACGCUAUCAACGUUCGCGCCACUCUCUUUGGGUGUUGUCACGCUUCAGGACAGCUAGGGGCUAUGACAAGCUACAUUAUUUUCAUCUACAAAGCCCUAGAUGACAUCUCCUUCGCUACUCUGGAACUUGGAAUAGCAAUAGUAUUGAUUUGCUUGACUUUCGUCCUGCCCCAAGUGGAUGGAAGAGAGCUGCCUGAUAUGAUGGAAGACAUGGACUACUUUUCCGAACUGUCGAAGCCUCUUCGGUGGGCAACACAGAAGAGAAACUCUCCUACGAACGAGGAGAUAGAGAUGCGAGUAUACUCGUAUGCGAGCGCUCCUACCACUAGCACCCUGCAGGGAUCAACCGACGAGCCGUUGCCGCUGUUAAUCCGACCAAAACCUAUAGGACUCAAACUUUGGCAUAGGAUAGUAAAAUGCUUGCGCAGAAGAAAAGACACGCCGCGACAGAUGAAUCCAGCACAACAAACCUUAGGCAAUUCAUAUAACCCACUGUAAAUACAUUAUGUUGAUACUAGAGAUGUGCUGGCUACUCGAAAAAUUCCCUGAUAUUAUCAGUGGGCGGUGACUAGUCGGCAAGGCUAGUUUAGUCUUGAAUUUACUAUCGUCAUGCAAAUAAUUCGAUAAACAAUUGAACAUAAACAAUAGUUUACGUCUCCUAGUAGACUAGUCAGCUGAAGUCAGCACGUCUCUAGUUGCUAUUGCUAGGUGUAUUAUAUUAUGUAGGUGUAUUUCUAAAGUUUGAAAGAAAAUUAAAAACAAAGUAAGUAAAUAAAUUGCUUGGUUUUAUUGUUUUAAAUAUAAAAUUAUAUAUAUACCUAUGUAUAAACUAGUCAAAUAAAUAUAAUGCUAUUUUGAA
This is a messenger RNA of Pectinophora gossypiella (pink bollworm), 1766 nucleotides long. RefSeq names its product solute carrier family 22 member 1-like. The record is from RefSeq and is a predicted model, not a curated record. Bases 56 to 1405 code for a protein of 449 amino acids. Lineage: Eukaryota; Metazoa; Arthropoda; Insecta; Lepidoptera; Gelechiidae. The transcript has 6 exons.